Eupeodes corollae is the source of this 1313-nucleotide messenger RNA. Its product is annotated as sin3 histone deacetylase corepressor complex component SDS3. Gene Ontology annotation, cellular component: Sin3-type complex. The transcript is spliced from 6 exons. Gene Ontology annotation, molecular function: histone deacetylase binding. Lineage: Eukaryota; Metazoa; Arthropoda; Insecta; Diptera; Syrphidae. Gene Ontology annotation, biological process: negative regulation of transcription by RNA polymerase II. The record is from RefSeq and is a predicted model, not a curated record. Bases 144 to 1187 code for a protein of 347 amino acids.
AAUUCUAUUAUAUUUUGUGAAGCUGAAGACAGAAGACGAUUUUAUUUGUUAAAGAAAAGCUUCCCUUUUCCUUGUUUCUUGUUUGCUUGUCCAAAAUAAUAUUUUAUGAAAAGAAAAUUUAUUAAAAUUUAAAUUCUUUCAAUAUGUCCCAUCAAGGCUAUGGAAAUUUAAAUAUGUUUGAGUUAAACGAUGAUGAUCGCGUCGACUUCAAUGAUGAUUCCAGAAACACCAAUUUUGACCAAAAUAUGUACGAUAGCGAAGAAGAUACCGAAGAAGCUAGUGAAACAGAAUUCAGAAACCAUCAUCGCGGCAAUGAUGAACCGAUGGAAAUAAAAGAACAAAUGUAUCUAGACAAGUUAGCAAGUCUGCAUAAGCUAUUGGGAGAGCUCAAAGCCCUGUGCCAUCCUGAAUACCUUAAGAAAGUGAAGAAGCUCGAGAGUAUGUACAAAGAACGCUUGCGAUUAAACGAAACCUACCGUGACUACCUUAGAGACUGCGUUGAGAGGGAUUAUAUACUGGAGAAGAAAGCAGCUCUUAAAGAAUACGAAGAGAAAAAGGCCGACCUCAAGGACAAUAUCCUCACCGAUUUUGAAGACAAAAAGAAACUAAUUGAAAAUGAAAGACACAGCCUUGAACUAACAAGUGAUUCCAUGGAGAUUAAACCAACAGUAACGAGAAAACUUAGGCGAAGACCUAAUGAACCAAUGCCAGUUGUUGAAAAGAGACGCAAGCCUGCAACUGGACAGCUUCUUGUUUAUCUUCUAGAAGAUAAAGACAUUGAUAAUGAUCUCAAGACCAUUAGUAGAGGAAAACCAAUGACGCCAAGUAAUAAAUUAAUUUUAUUCAAUUUUAUUUUUAUUGUAACUGUUUUCUUGUUUUUAGCACUUUCCCAAAAUGGAGUGGGAAGUCUUAUGAACAACUCGUCCGGACUUUUGAUGCCCGAGACAAAUAAUUCCUUUGUUGAGACGAGAAUAGAGGAUGGUAAAUUGUUGUACGAACGUAGAUGGUUCCAUCGCGGGCAGCCAGUUUAUGUCGAGGGCAAGGAACUGCCUAAAUUCGCAGCUACAAUAUCUGCUAUUGGCAAUGAAAUUGUUUGGGUUAAAAAAGUUACCGACAACACCCGCUCGAAGAUUAGUAUGUCGCAUUUGGCGAAGGGCAAAGUUUCAAUUAAGCGUAGAGCUAAUUAAGUUUUAUGUUGUUUGUAUUUUUCAUGUAGAAUUUAAAUUUAUAAGUUUUUAGUAUUAAAUAGCUGAUAACUUUACAAGUUUUAUUUUUGUAUGUUUAAAGUUCAAUAUUAAAAUCUAAGAUGGCAA